Messenger RNA from Schistosoma mattheei, 1715 nucleotides. The record is from the annotation of a GenBank genome assembly. Lineage: Eukaryota; Metazoa; Platyhelminthes; Trematoda; Strigeidida; Schistosomatidae.
AGCGCUCGGUGUGAACUAUGACCUUAAGAAUGUGUUCGUGUUGCACACGAAUUGGCUUCGGCAUCGUUAUCUGUCAAAGCCUCAUCACCCGAGAAUUUUCACUCAGAACGCCAUUCUAAACAGCGUCUUACCUUGGUUUUAGUUCAUACCAGCUUCUCAUAUUUUUAUACGAGGUUGAAUGCCACUUAAACUUCUGUUGAUCUUCCAAAAAGUUCUGACUCGGCGUUUGUGCAAUGUAUCAACAUCUUUCUGUAGAAUACCUUGAUUCUGAUGGUGAGGCUGAAUAGUGUGAUUUUCUCGGUUUUGAUUUUAGAAUCCAAUCUCUAUAAUGUCUAAAGGAAUAACAUUGUGUGGCCAACAAAUUGCCCAAGUUAUUGGUCAAAAAAUUAGAUCAGAUGUGGCUUAUUUAAAAUCAAACUUCAACAUUUCUCCCAAAUUGGUCGUUAUUGAAGUUGGUAAUCUACCUCAGUCAAAGUUGUACAUAAAGCAAAAAUCCAAAUUUGCAGAAAAGUAUGGCAUACUUUUGUCUCACAUGCGAUUUCCAUCACAUAUACCUGAGUCAGUGCUUUUAGAUUACGUUUAUAAGUUGAAUUCUGAUUCAUCAGUGCACGGUAUCACUUUACAACUACCGUUUGAUUCCGAUUCAAAUAUUAAUGUUACUAAUUCACUGAAUGCUGUUGCUACUCUCAAGGAUGUUGAAGGUCUAAAUGCUUAUAAUACAGCUGUAUUAAGUCGUGGGGAUAUACUAUGUCCUCACUGUGAAAACGUAAAACAACAGCAUGUUCAUAUACCUUGUACAGCAGCCGCAUGCUAUGCUUUUAUUCGUCAUGUUAAUUUUCCUAUAAUUGGUUCACGCUGUGUAAUCAUUGGUGGUGGUCGUCUUGUUGGAGCACCCACAGCGGACUUGUUGUCACGGUCGUGCGGUGCAACAGUUAUACAAUGUCAUAUACAGUCAAAUAAUAUUAACGAAGAAAUUAAGCGAGGUGAUGUUGUCAUCUCAGCAGUUGGACAUCCAAGAUUAAUAAAGGGUGAAUGGAUUAGACCGGGAGCAUUGGUAAUUGAUUGCGGCUAUUCUGUUCUGAAUGAUCCUCAAAAUCCAAACAAAUCACGAUGUGUCGGUGAUGUAGAAUUUGAAACAGCUAUAGAAAACGCAAAGUGGAUUACACCAGUUCCGGGUGGUGUUGGUCCAGUUUCAAUCGCUAUGUUAUUUCGUAAUACUGUGAAUAGUGCUAAAUGGUCUGUAGGAUUAAAUAAUUCCAUAUGUUCUUGUCCAAAUUAUUGUGAAAACGAUAUCCUAUUUAAAGAGCAUAUUGAUAGAAAAGUGUCUACAUAAAAAUGAUGAUAGCUGUCUUAGUUAAUCCAAUCAAUGGAUAUUGUUUUUUAGUUAAAUAUAUUCUGUACUUAUUCAAUUAUUUUGAAGAGAUUCUAAACCAUACAUUUAUUGUAAAUUGUUUCUACUACCUUAUAUUCAUUAGCGUUUUGCUAAUCGUAAUAUAGGCAAAAGCGAUAUUAAACUCUAUGUUACUUAUUUGUAUACUCAAUUAUUAUUACUUUUAAGUGAGUAUUUUAACUUCGUGCAAUUAGCAUCUUGUGAUGUAUAAUGUAAAAUAACCCAACUACAUAAUAAAACAUACAGUUCUUGUUGUUCAUAUGAAAUGAAAACAUCAUAUUUUAUGUAUAUCGGUUCAGUUUUCAUUAUGAAUUAUUUCUGUUAA